Molecule: messenger RNA, 134 nt
Organism: Diversispora eburnea
Lineage: Eukaryota; Fungi; Glomeromycota; Glomeromycetes; Diversisporales; Diversisporaceae
Source: the annotation of a GenBank genome assembly
AAGAGCCUGCUAGUCCAUCCAAUGGAGGAGGUGAUUUAUUAAAAACAUUAGCAAAUGCAUUAAUGAAUCGUCAACAAGCUUUGAAUGAUUAUUCUGCUGAAGGGGAAAUAAAUAAAUUUGGACUUUUAAUUUAA